Gasterosteus aculeatus aculeatus (three-spined stickleback) is the source of this 1672-nucleotide messenger RNA. RefSeq names its product CDP-diacylglycerol--inositol 3-phosphatidyltransferase (phosphatidylinositol synthase) (gene cdipt). NCBI's taxonomy places the organism in Eukaryota, Metazoa, Chordata, Actinopteri, Perciformes, Gasterosteidae. Gene Ontology annotation, cellular component: membrane; Golgi apparatus. Gene Ontology annotation, biological process: phosphatidylinositol biosynthetic process. The record is from RefSeq and is a predicted model, not a curated record. Gene Ontology annotation, molecular function: CDP-diacylglycerol-inositol 3-phosphatidyltransferase activity.
AUCGUUGUCGCUGUCCGGAAACAGGAAAUCGGUGUUUCUCCUCUCCGAAGAAGUAACCACUCAUCAAACAUCCAACUGUCGCCUUUAGUUUAGUUUCUCUUUCAAAAACGCAGUAAGCACUGAGCUACUGAAGCUACCGAAUCUACCGGACACCGAGAGACGGCAGAGACGGAACGGAAAACAUCCAAGAUGGCGGAGGAAAACAUCUUCUUCUUCGUCCCCAAUUUGAUCGGUUACGGCCGUAUCCUCCUGGCCCUGCUGGCCUUCGCUCUGAUGCCCUGCUGUCCCUGGACCGCCGUCUUCUGCUACCUGCUCAGCGCCCUGCUGGACUCUUUGGACGGACACGCGGCCCGAGCCCUCAACCAGAGCACUAAGUUUGGAGCCAUGAUGGACAUGCUGACGGACCGCUGUGCCACCAUGUGUCUGCUGGUCAACCUGUCGCUGCUCUACCCGUCCUACGUCUUCCUCUUCCAGCUCAGCAUGUGUGUGGACAUCGCCAGCCACUGGCUGCACCUGCACAGCUCGACAAUAACAGGCUCCGCCAGUCAUAAGAGCAUCGACCUCUCGGGGAACCCCAUCCUCCGGAUCUACUACACCUCCAAGCCGGUUCUGUUUGUCAUGUGCGCCGGGAACGAGCUCUUCUUCUGCCUCCUCUUCCUCCUCCAUCACAUCCAGGAGCCUGCAGCCUGGCUCUACUGGCUUCAGGGGCUCUGUGGGACGAUCUGCCUCCUGAAGACGGCCAUCAGUGUGGUUCACCUGGUCACCGCCUCACAGAACAUGGCUGCCAUGGACGCCGCCGAGCGGGAGAAGAGCGGGAAGACUCAGUGAGAGGGGGAGGAGCUAUUCAGCCAUGUUUUUAUUUAUUCUUUUUUGUCCGUGCACUUAAAGAGGAAGGACCAGAGAGGGGAAGAAGGAUUUAUGACCAAACGCGGUGACGUCCGAUGAACGUCUGCUGGAUUAUUCAUCAGGACGUGAUAAAUAAUACAGAAUCAAGUAGGAGAUCCGUCGUCAGGCUUCAGUCACAGAACGCUUUUCAUCCUCUGACAUUUUAAUAACCACAAAGCUGUUUAAUAGACACGACAAUCAAAUGUAUUUAAGUCUUUGGUUCUCAAUGAGAUUAUUACUGAUUCAUAUUUUGACAGUUUGACAAACACCGUUCAUUUAAGAGAGGCAUUAAACAGAAAAUAUUUAUUGUUCUAUCUAAACUGCAGUUGUACCCCCUCAACCCGCCAACUAAUAUUCGAGUUUUGUGGACUAAAUGAUCAAAGGAUGAGCUAAAUGUAAUGCUGAUCACCUCCUGUCAAACGUUUUGGAGAAAAUCGCUAUGGUAAAAUGAAAAUAGUAUUCCUCAUUAAUGCUGUUAUUGUUGUAAAAUGUAAAAUGUAUUUAUCCGGAUGGGAUUAUGUGGACAGACCAAACAAGCGAAGAAAAAACAUUUAAUGUUUUAUCAGUUUGUGCUUAUUCAACAUUCAUGUUUAUUUUUGUGCUUCAAACAGGAAACGGCACCAAGCGUGUACACAUUGAAAUGCUAAACAUGAAAAGACACCGUAUGUGUUUGCAGUGUUGGAAUAGAAUGUAUUUUAAUAGUAGAAUAUGCACAUGUAUAUCAGAUGGUAUAAAAGUGCAAAUGGUUUGACUUAAAUGUGCAAAUAAAAACUGACCACCACAUUUA